GAGAGAGUAGGUAUGGCAACGUUGAAUGUCUAAGAUUUGAGGUUAGCAGUGUUUGGUGUUGUUGUUAUUGAUGUUACUGUUGUUAAAACCUCUUUCAUAUUUUGAUAAAUUUAAGACGUUAUGGUUCACAAGGACUUCUACAAUACAAUUCUAUCACAGACUUUCAGCCCAUGUGGAAACUAUCUAGUUGUGGGCGAUAAGUACGGCUCGUUGGCAGUUUUUCAUCUCUCAAAAAUAGUUCAAACUGAAUCAGUUCCAACCAAAGAUGACCUCACUCCGAAGAACAGAAUCGUGGUCAAGAAAGGCUUUCAAAUUAAUUGUUUACUUACCCAUCAGUCUCAUUUGUUAGUUGGAAGUGUUGGAGAAAUUUUCGCUUACUCCUGGAAAUCUGUGAAGACCUCAAAAAAUCCACAUCCAGUUUGGACCAUCGACAUUCCUAAUCAGAACGAUGCUUUUGAGAGAACGGAAGUGAAUGCUUUGCAACUCAACAAUGAAUUAAAUCAUAUUUAUGUAGGCUGUGGAGAUAAUAAUAUUUACAUUUUCGACUUGGAGACCAGGAAGCUACAGAAGACUCUUUCAAAACAUACUGAUUAUAUCCACUGUCUAACAAAUAGUGGAAAUGAUUUACUUUCUGCUGGAGAGGAUGGUAUUGUUAAUAUAUGGGACUUACGAAGCUUCAAAAUCUCUAAUAAAAUUGAGCCUAAUUUAUGUGAUAAGGUAGUUCGUCCAGAGAUUGGUAAAUGGAUAGGAGCAAUCAGUUUCAAUGAUGAUUAUGUGCUUUGUGGUGGAGGUCCUCGUUUAUCUUUAUGGCACUACAGAUUUCUUACGAAUUCAACAGUAUUUCCCAUAGAUGACAGGGGCAUCCAUGUGGCUGAAAUCCAUAAAGAAAAAAUAUUAGCAGGUGGGCGAUCCAAAGUGUUUUAUCAGAUGACAUUUGUUGGGGAUAUUGUAAGUGAGAUUCCUGUUUCUGCAGUAACAGUUUACAGUGCUAUACAUCAUGAGGAACCUUUUAGUGUACUUAGUUUAGCUGGAUCUAGCCCCAGAAUUGACAUUUGCUCUAAUUUUUUGUAUAAAAAUCAGCAUUUGUCUUUGUAUUAAUGACAGAAUUGAUUUUAUAUUGAAUAUUCAACUCUAUAUGCAAUAAGUUUUUUAUUACUGCCAUUGUCAUCAGAAGGAGAGGUAAAAAAUCACUGACUGUAUUAAAGCUACUGUAAGUAGUGACAUAAUUAAUAAAAAAUAUUACAAAUGUAUCAAAAUAAAAGAAGCCAUUAAAACCGAAAACAGUGUAGU
Messenger RNA from Leptinotarsa decemlineata (Colorado potato beetle), 1290 nucleotides. It is a transcript of the gene thoc6, whose product is annotated as THO complex subunit 6. The record is from RefSeq and is a predicted model, not a curated record. Gene Ontology annotation, cellular component: THO complex; transcription export complex. Gene Ontology annotation, molecular function: protein binding. Gene Ontology annotation, biological process: mRNA export from nucleus. NCBI's taxonomy places the organism in Eukaryota, Metazoa, Arthropoda, Insecta, Coleoptera, Chrysomelidae.